AUGGUAUCCCGCCAACACCAACAGCAACUUUCUGAUGAUAAUGAUGAGACAACAUCACUGAUACACCCCAAUCAAGCACUCAACGAAGACGGCACAGCAGCAGUGUUUGAAUUAAGAUGGUUCAUUCGCAACAGCUUAUCUAUUGUUGGCUACUAUGCUUUAACGCUGAUGUCAAGAACAGUGGGUGUUGUUGCCUGUGGUCACUUGGGAUCUACUGAAUUGGCUGCAUCAGCGCUGGCGUUGAUGUUCGCAUCCAUGACAGCCUUUAGCAUUACGUAUGGUGCGAUGAGUGCUCUUGAUACACUAAGCUCACAAGCCUGGACCGGGGCACGAGAUAAAACGCUGAUUGGCAUUCAUCUACAACGCACCUUUCUCAUCCUUGGUGUCAUGUACAUGGUUACAGCUGUUCUUUGGUUGAAUGCAACAAGGCUGUUUCUAACAAUAGGGCAAGAUCCAGAUGUUGCACAUUAUGCAGGCCUCUAUCUCCGCUAUUAUUUAUUGGGUGCACCUGCUUACAGCUACUUCGAGGCGAUACGUAAAUACACGCAAGCACAAGGUGUUAUGGGUGCAAGCAUCACUGUGCAGUGUGUGGUGGCUCCAUUCAGCAUCUUGCUCACCUAUGUAUUGACAUUUUGGAUGCAACUUGGAUUUGUGGGUGUGCCCUUAGCACAAAGCAUUACCUACUGGAUGAUGUUAUUGGGUAUCAUCCUAUAUGCAAAGAUGGUGCGUGGAAGUGAAGGUUGGGGAGGAUGGGACCUUAAAGCAAGCCUUCAAGAUUGGCCCCUAUUUUUUCGAUAUGCUGUACCAGGAAUGAUCAAUGCGGUCUCUGAACUAUGGUGCUACGACCUCUUAUCGCUUGGUGCCUCCUAUAUUGAUGUGGGAGAGAAAGCACUUCUUUUAGCAGCACAAUCCAUCCUCAUGAGCCUCGAUGACCUGACAAGCUCGGUAGGUUGGGGUAUAUCCACAGCUGCAGCUAUCCGUGUUGGGAACCGAUUAGGAGAAAACAAGAUCCCAUGGAUGGCAAUUGUCACCGCUUACAUAUGGGCCACAAUAGCUGGAAGCAUAACAACCUUAAUACUUUGGACGUUGCGGUACGAAAUAGCCCAAUGGUUUGCACCUGCUCCCAACGAUGACCAAGAAAUGGUGCGUGAUGUGGUAGUAAGCCUCAUCCCACUCUUUGCUGUGUAUCUGGUGGCAAAAACAAUCGGCAACACAUGCACGGGUAUCUUGCGUGGUAUUGGACGACCUGCAAUAACGGCAUGGAUCAACAUGGGAUCAUACUAUGGAAUUGGUUGUCCUGCAGCGUACGCCAUGGCAUUCAUAGCAGGCUGGGGUUUGUCUGGUUUAUGGAUAGGGUUGUGCUUGGCAAUCUUCUCAGCAGCAGGGAUACACACCAUUUACAUUGUCAAUAUCCAUUGGUCAACCUUAGUUCAAAAAACACACCAUCGCAUCAAGCACGAAGAAGAGAGGAUGAUAUCGUCAACAUCAUGA
Messenger RNA from Lichtheimia ornata, 1491 nucleotides. RefSeq lists its product as uncharacterized. Gene Ontology annotation, biological process: xenobiotic detoxification by transmembrane export across the plasma membrane. Gene Ontology annotation, cellular component: membrane. The transcript is spliced from 4 exons. The coding region runs from base 1 to 1491 and encodes 496 amino acids. Lineage: Eukaryota; Fungi; Mucoromycota; Mucoromycetes; Mucorales; Lichtheimiaceae. The record is from RefSeq and is a predicted model, not a curated record. Gene Ontology annotation, molecular function: antiporter activity; xenobiotic transmembrane transporter activity.